Messenger RNA from Peromyscus californicus insignis, 1716 nucleotides. It is a transcript of the gene Ces3, whose product is annotated as carboxylesterase 3. The record is from RefSeq and is a predicted model, not a curated record. The transcript has 13 exons. The coding region runs from base 1 to 1716 and encodes 571 amino acids. Lineage: Eukaryota; Metazoa; Chordata; Mammalia; Rodentia; Cricetidae.
AUGAGAAAUAUGGGGACAAUGGCACAAGCUGGGUCCAGUGUCCUAGUCUGGGUGGCCUGUCUACUCCUGGCAUUUCCUGCCACCGGCACUGGACCCAAAGUCCCUCUGCCUGAAGUGGAUACCCCCCUGGGUCGUGUGAGAGGCCGGCAGGUGGGUGUGAAGGGUACAGACCACCUGGUGAAUGUCUUCCUGGGCAUUCCGUUUGCUCAGGCACCAGUAGGCCCUCUGCGGUUCUCAGCCCCACUCCCACCACAGCCCUGGGAAGGUGUGAGGGAUGCCAGCACCAAUCCCCCAAUGUGCCUGCAGGAUGUAGAGAGAAUGAGCAACAGCAGAUUCACCCUCAACGAAAAGCUUCAGAUCUACUCUAUUUCUGAGGACUGCCUGAUCCUCAACAUCUACAGCCCCACUGAAGCCACUGCAGGGGCCAGACUGCCGGUCAUGGUAUGGAUCCAUGGGGGCUCUCUGGUAGUUGGUUCUGCCACCUCCCAUGAUGGAUCAGCCCUGGCUGCCUAUGGGAAUGUUGUAGUAGUCACUGUCCAGUACCGCCUUGGGAUCUUUGGCUUCCUCAGCACCGGGGACAAGCACAUGCCGGGCAACCGUGGCCUCCUAGAUGUGGUAGCUGCUCUACGCUGGGUGCAGGGAAACAUAGCCCCCUUUGGGGGUGAUCCCAACUGUGUCACUAUCUUCGGUAACUCUGCUGGUGGCAUUAUCGUCUCGUCCCUGGUCCUGUCUCCAAUGUCUGCGGGGCUCUUCCACAGAGCCAUAUCCCAGAGUGGGGUUAUCAACAGCAAGAUACUGAAGGAGAUGAACCCAUGGCCUGAAGCUCAGACCUUUGCCAGCUCCUUGGCCUGCAGCGCCGUAUCCUCGGCUGAGCUGGUGCAGUGUCUGCUGCAGAAGGAAGGAAGGGACCUUAACAAGCAGAAAAAUGUGAACAUUUCCUACAUAAUCAACGACUCCUUCUUCCCAAGAAGCCCGGAGAAGCUCCUAACAGAGAAGCAAUUCCCCACUGUGCCCUACCUCCUGGGAUUCAACAACCAUGAGUUUGGCUGGCUCAUACUCAAGGUCUGGAAUAUCCUGGAUAAGCUGGAACAUUUGAGCCAGGAGGAACUUCUGGAGAUUUCAAGGCCCUUCUUGGCCCUUAUGGAUAUGCCCCCUGAGAUUGUGUCCACCGUCAUAGAUGAAUACCUAGACAAUGGCUCAGACGGACCAGCUACAAGGUAUGCCUUCCAGGAACUGCUAGGCGAUAUCGUGUUCGUCAUUCCUACCUUGAACUUCUCAAGACACCUCCAAGAUGCCGGGUGCCCUGUCUUCUUGUACGAGUUCCAGCAUACACCCAGUUCUUUUGCAAAGUUCAAGCCAGCCUGGGUGAAGGCUGACCAUGGGUCCGAGAGUCCCUUCAUUUUUGGAGGUCCUUUCCUCACAGAUGAGAGCAACCUCCUGGCCUUCCCAGAGGCCACAGAGGAAGAGAAGCAGCUAAGCCUGACCAUGAUGGCCCAAUGGACCCAGUUUGCAUACACAGGGAACCCCAAUGGCAAGGGGUUGCCUUCUUGGCCCCAGUUAAACCAAUUAGAACAAUACUUGGAGAUUGGCCUAAAACCACGGACUGGGGUGAACCUAAAGAAGAACCGGCUACAGUUCUGGUCGGAGACACUGCCCAGAAAAAUCCAAGAGUGGCACCAACAGCAGAAGACCAGGAAAUCUCCGGAGGAACUCUGA